This is a messenger RNA of Ectocarpus sp. CCAP 1310/34, 297 nucleotides long. NCBI's taxonomy places the organism in Eukaryota, Phaeophyceae, Ectocarpales, Ectocarpaceae. The record is from the annotation of a GenBank genome assembly.
AUGGAUCUAGAGCGCCGGCUGGACAGCACCAUCGCCAACCAUCAAAAAAAUCCUAGAGCAGAGGCCGCACGAAAACCGUAAGCUGAAUGAAACAGCCUACACAAGACAACUACCAAGAGUAAGGCAUAUUUUCCUAGCUGGAAAAAAUGCUUGGAGGAACGAAUUGAAUAUGAUUACCUCGUAUCACGUUGAUUGGCGUUGCGGUGGGAUGUAGAGGAGAAGUGUGAUAUGAUUUUGGCUACGGAUAGAGGUUGGUUCAAGCCCCCCCUCCCACCUAAAGACUACUAGCGGUAUGGA